Spea bombifrons (plains spadefoot toad) is the source of this 2230-nucleotide messenger RNA. It is a transcript of the gene GALNT11, whose product is annotated as polypeptide N-acetylgalactosaminyltransferase 11. Gene Ontology annotation, cellular component: Golgi apparatus. Bases 169 to 1992 code for a protein of 607 amino acids. The transcript is spliced from 12 exons. The record is from RefSeq and is a predicted model, not a curated record. NCBI's taxonomy places the organism in Eukaryota, Metazoa, Chordata, Amphibia, Anura, Pelobatidae. Gene Ontology annotation, biological process: regulation of Notch signaling pathway. Gene Ontology annotation, molecular function: Notch binding.
CACGCUUCAUACACAUAGCUGGGGUCGCGAGCUUGUCAACAUCGCGCAGAGGGCGGGGUCUGGUCUGUACGUCAAUGGGAGGGCGGAGCUGCGUGUACUCUUUCCUCAGAACAGUCUACUAAGGGACCAGGGACUUGAGAAUGGAUCCUCGACGAUGCUAGGGCUACAAUGGGAAGCGCCGCGCUUCGCUGUUUCUGUUAUGGUUGCCUCUUCACCUCUGUGACCUGGACGCUUCUGCUCUUUAUCUAUUUCAACUUUAGCGAAGAAAGCCAAGGCGCCAGACAUGUGCCCAUCAAGGGGCUCGAGCCCUAUAAACCAUACCCGAAAAAGAUCUAUCCCCGCUUCUCCCGCGAGUCGCUCAUCGCCGGCGACAAAGCUCAGAAGAUCCACGAGGACGAUCGCUUGGGGAAUCACGUCGGAGAUCAAGGCGAAAACAGUCUGGAUUUCUCUCCCGAAAUGGGCAUGAUAUUCAGCGAGAGAGACCAGGAUGUGCGUGACACGGGAUAUCAGAAACACGCCUUUAACAUGCUAAUCAGCAAUCGACUUGGCUACCACCGCGACGUGCCCGACACAAGGGAUUCAAAGUGUGUAAAGAAAACGUACCCUCGGGAUCUGCCCCUCGCGAGCGUCGUCAUCUGCUUUUACAACGAAGCUUUUUCUGCUUUGUUACGGACCGUCCACAGCGUGUUGGACCGCAGCCCGGGCGACCUGCUGCAGGAGAUCAUUCUGGUGGAUGAUAACAGCGACCUGGAUGACUUAAAGAAAGAUUUAGAUGAUUACAUUGAAGAGAACCUCCCCAAAAAGGUGAAGCUUGUGCGGAACAAGCAACGAGAGGGGCUGAUUCGCGGCAGGAUGGUUGGGGCAUCUCACGCCACGGGCGAUGUGCUGGUGUUCCUGGACAGUCACUGCGAGGUGAAUGAGAUGUGGCUGCAACCUCUUCUCACUCCCAUCAAGGAGAACCGAAAGAACGUGGUGUGUCCAGUCAUCGACAUCAUCAGCGCCGACACGUUAAUUUACAGCUCCUCACCUGUUGUGCGCGGGGGCUUUAACUGGGGGCUGCACUUCAAGUGGGACCCUGUUCCCUUGGUGGAAUUAGAAGGACCUGAGGGAUUCACUACGCCUUUUAGGUCUCCGACUAUGGCUGGGGGUCUUUUUGCAAUGCACAGAGAAUACUUUAAUACCCUGGGGCAGUAUGACAGCGGCAUGGACAUCUGGGGAGGAGAGAACCUGGAGAUAUCGUUCCGGAUCUGGAUGUGCGGGGGCAGCCUGCUGAUCGUCCCGUGCUCCAGGGUCGGCCAUAUCUUCCGUAAAAGACGUCCUUAUGGCUCACCGGGGGGCCAGGACACAAUGGCGCACAAUUCUCUGCGUCUGGCGCACGUGUGGAUGGAUGAAUAUAAGGAACAAUAUUUCGCACUUAGACCAGAACUUAGGAACAGAGAUUAUGGCGAUAUAAGUGAGAGAGUGGCUUUGAGGAACAGGUUAAAAUGCAAGUCCUUCAAGUGGUAUUUGGACAAUAUAUACCCUGAGAUGCAAGUCUCUGGACCAAACGCAAAGGCCCAGCCGCCGGUCUUUGUCAACAGAGGAGCCAAAAGACCCAAAAUCAUCCAGCGCGGGAGGCUGAUCAACGUGCUGACCAACAAGUGCCUGGCUGCGCAGGGUCAUCCGAGCCAGAAAGCGGGGCUGGUGGUGGUGAAAGAAUGCGAUUUCAGCGAUUCCGACCAGAUCUGGACGUAUAACGAAGAAAACGAACUCGUUCUGAGUAACUUGCUUUGCCUGGAUAUGUCAGAGACCCGAUCCUCGGAUCCUCCUCGUCUUAUGAAAUGCCACGGCUCCGGGGGGUCGCAGCAGUGGGUGCUGGGGAAAAGCUACCGUCUGUACCAAGUGUCUGUUGGGCAAUGUUUGAAGAUCAUCGACCCGACAAGCCACAAGGGCUACGUGUCCAUGGCUAUCUGCGACGGCUCUCCGGCUCAGCGGUGGGAUUUCCGUAGCUGAGGUCGAGCUCCGUACAUGAAGCUAACGGAUUCUGACGCCAAACCUUCCCGGCACGAUCAGUCCCAGCUGCUAUUUUAAAUUUCUCCAUCUUGUCAAAUACUUGACAUGCAGACGUACAGAGGAGUUCUUCGACGUAUUUGCUUUUUAAUCCUUACAUGAAUGUAAAGAAUUUUAUGUCAUAAUUUGAGCAUUUUAAUUUGUUAUAAUUUUACCUUGUAGCCUGUCUUAUAAAAAAAAA